Molecule: messenger RNA, 514 nt
Organism: Hyla sarda
Lineage: Eukaryota; Metazoa; Chordata; Amphibia; Anura; Hylidae
Gene: RPS11
Product: ribosomal protein S11
Biological process (GO): translation
Cellular component (GO): cytosolic small ribosomal subunit; ribosome
Molecular function (GO): structural constituent of ribosome
Source: RefSeq, a predicted model, not a curated record
ACUGAGAGGGCUUAUCAGAAGCAGCCAACUAUCUUCCAGAACAAGAAGCGUGUGCUUCUUGGGGAGACUGGCAAGGAGAAGCUACCCCGCUAUUACAAGAACAUCGGUCUGGGAUUCAAGACCCCCAGAGAGGCAAUUGAUGGCACAUACAUUGACAAGAAAUGUCCCUUCACCGGUAACGUCUCCAUUCGUGGUCGUAUUCUUUCAGGAGUGGUCACCAAAAUGAAGAUGCAGCGCACAAUUGUCAUCCGCCGGGACUACUUGCAUUACAUCCGCAAGUACAACCGUUUCGAGAAACGCCACAAGAACAUGUCUGUGCAUCUGUCCCCCUGCUUUAGGGACGUCCAGAUCGGAGAUAUCGUCACUGUCGGAGAGUGCCGUCCUCUCAGCAAAACCGUUCGAUUCAACGUUCUGAAAGUAACAAAAGCAGCUGGAACCAAGAAACAAUUCCAGAAGUUUUAAAUGUAAAUCAGAUGUUCUUUCAGGUCAAAUAAAACUUUAUAAAAACAUCAAA